Messenger RNA from Drosophila ficusphila, 30488 nucleotides. It is a transcript of the gene shot, whose product is annotated as microtubule-actin cross-linking factor 1. Bases 2581 to 29367 code for a protein of 8928 amino acids. Lineage: Eukaryota; Metazoa; Arthropoda; Insecta; Diptera; Drosophilidae. The record is from RefSeq and is a predicted model, not a curated record. Gene Ontology annotation, molecular function: structural molecule activity; calcium ion binding; microtubule binding. The transcript has 35 exons. Gene Ontology annotation, cellular component: intermediate filament; membrane; cytoplasm. Gene Ontology annotation, biological process: intermediate filament cytoskeleton organization; wound healing.
CCAAAUAAACAAAUUGUUUCAACUCAUUUUCUUUAAAACAAUAAAACGUUUUUCCUCUGUGUACCUCCGUUCUCCCUCCUUCUUUCUCUCUCACUCUCUUUCCUUUUACCUGUAGUUCUCGACACACGGUUUUCUUGGCAUGCCAGGCAUACUUAAUUCCGGCUCUCCCGUUUAAACCUGGCUUAGAAAAAAACGAGAGAAAAUGCACAACUCGCAUAACUGUGCCAUAAAGUGGGGGAGGCAGAGAAGGGUGGGGGAUGAGAAGGAGGGAAGAAAGAGAGAGGCGAAAAGCCAAGUUCAGACAGUGGCAGUGGGGAAAUAUUUUCCGUGAAUUUAUUGUGUGAAAUUUUGCAUGUGAAUGGAAAAUGCACACGGAACAAGCAGCCCAGCCAGAAAAUAACAAUAACAAAACAACAAAAACGAAAAAACCAUAACAAUAACAAGCAACAAAAAUAUGAGUGAAAAUUAUUGAAAGCCACUUGCAGCAAAGUGAAAGAUGCAAAUAGCUAAAAACCCACAAAAAAAACUGUUGACUUCGGAAAAAUAAACAAAACCAUGAAAAAACGCCUUAGAUUGGCACUAAAAAACAAAUUAACCAAAACUAAAACCUAAACUAAAACUCAAGUAAAAGUUCACAAAAAGCGGCAAAGAAAAAUGUUUGUUUGUCAUUUAGCUAAGUUACGCCCAGCGUUUGCAUAAAUAAAUUAAAAAUUUAAAGCAGACAGUGCAAACAAGUUGAAAAAAGAGGAAAAGAAAAUUACUUGUAGAUACUCUUGUAAUUUUGGUCAAGAUAUAUUAGUUUGUAAAGAUCAAAAUUUUUAAAAACUUAAAAUUUAUAAUGAAUUUUCUGUCUAAAAUUACAACCAAGUAGGAACGUUUAUUAGUGUCGUUUAAAUAAACAAAUGUUUGAUUCAGUUCGUUCACAUUUAAAAUAUUAAUAAAGCUUAGAAUAAAUAACCAUAUCUUUGUCAAUAAAAGAUAAAGAAUUUACAUAGUGAUAGCUUACUGCAAACUUCUGGUGGAAAUCAACCUACCUUUCUCAAAUAUUAAACAAAACUACGCAAACUUUGAAUGAAAAAUGAGUUGAGAGAGGGAAAGACAGAAAGAAAUUUGUCUGUCCAUAUCUACAUGCGAGGCGGGGUAUAUAUAAUUGUAUUCGUAUCUAAUCAGAGCGACAACCCGUCUCCUGGGCCCGCAGCUGCUUGCGUGUCUAGGCAUUUAUUUAUUUAUACUUAUUGUGCUUACGGGUCCGAGAGCCAGAAAUACAGCUCCAAGCUGACCUCAUGAAUUGAAUGGAAUCACCCACGAAAAAAAAAGAAAAAAACAGAAAAAAAAAAAAACAAAAGUAACUCCAAAAUCAGGGCAGAAGUAGAGAUUUAUUUUGUGUGUUUUGCAAAUGAAAGUACACGGACAAAAUGGGAUCGCAGUUUUGUCAUUGUGAAGAUUGCAAAAGAAGUAAAAAAAGUGGACACGGAAUGAAAUGAUUUAAGUGCUCGCUUUUACUUGAGCUUUUUGUGUAUGCAGCUGCGUCUGAUUUCAGUUUCAAUUUAUCUUUAUAAAUUUCAAUUUGGCUGUCGGGUAAAAGUGAAGCGAUCGCAAUAGCGAUCGCGCCCUUCUCCCAUUGUAUCUCGGUAUCCGUAUCUGCUGUAUCUGUAUCUGUAUCUGUAUCUGAUGGAUACAUGGCGUCGCCAGUUCGUUCGCCCCUGGCGACAAAUGCACCAUGUACGCUAGUGUAUUUGUAUCGUAACUGAUAGAUACAUUUCGCCAACAGCACGUUUUCUUUUGGCCAACGUCCAAUUGGAACAAAAUGCCGGCAACGCUGAAAACAUAAAGGCAAAUACAUCAGAUAUAUAGCAAAUGCUUCUCUGCUACACAAGAAAAACUAGAAAAACUAAAGAAAGGUGUUUAGGUUUUUAUUUGUUUAAUAAUUUAAACUUGAACUUGGGGUUUGCAUUGAUUAUUUAUUUAAACGAUAUGAAAAUAAUAAUUGCAAGUAUGAAAACAAAUUAAAUAAUAUGAUAUUGCAAAGUGUAUAGUUCCUCAAAAUUUAAUAUGAAAUUGAGUUAACAAAAUCUUCAAAAUAUUUCCAUGUUGUUGUGGUUUUUUUUCAUGUGUAGAUAGCCGACUUUGUAAACGAGAACUUUUACUUAAAUUUAGUUUAGUGCUUAGUGCUAGUACAUUCCACUUUGGUAUCUCGCUAAUUGCAACUCAUUUGCAAUCGCCGAUGCCAUUUCCCUGAUGAUUUCACGUUCAAGUGCGCGGAUCGCAGCGUCUGCAGCUGAAUCAUCACGGCUAAUUUAGAUGUACGAAUGCAUGAUUCGUUUGUAUUUUAAUUUGCCAACUCCCAACUUCAGGUCCAGCCAACCGAGAGCAAUAAAAAAAUCCGAAAAUCACAAAGUGCCAUCGCAAAACAAACAUAAACUCCGAAACGUGCUGAAAAUCAACGAAACAAAUAUCUCAAAAAUAAAGAAAAGAAAAGAAUCGAAGAGUUUGCGGCGAAAGUUUUGACGAGUGUCGAGUGCUGAAAGUGUUUUGAGUGUUUUUCGGGGUAUUUGAGUAUCUUAAUGUGCCACCCGCAAGAUGACAUCGCAUUCCUACUAUAAAGACCGCCUGGGCUUCGAUCCCAAUGAGCAGCAGCCGGGCGGCAGCAACUCGAUGAAGCGGAGCAGCUCGCGGCAGACGACGCACCACCAUCAGAGCUACCAUCAUGCCACCACCAGUAGCAGUCAGUCGCCGGCCAGAAUCUCCGUUUCGCCGGGUGUUGCAGGACUUUCCGCCAACAAUGGAACCCUGGAGUACCAGCAGGUUCAGCGGGAGCAACGCGAUCGGGAGCUGUACAGCACCAGCAGCAACAACAACAACAGUCAUCAUCAUCAUCAGCAGCAGCACCACCAUCAUCAGCACCACCACCAUCGCCAUUCGGUGGGCAGUGCCUCAUCGCCGCUGUACGAGAAUAGCAACAAUAGUCCGGCUGCCCCCAAAAAGGCCAAGCACUCAUCCACCCAGGCCCAGCCGCAGGGUGGCUACGAGGAUGCCCUCACCCAGUUCAAAGAUGAACGCGAUGCCAUUCAGAAGAAGACUUUCACAAAAUGGGUGAACAAACAUCUGAAAAAGCAUUGGAAGUAUGCUAAGACCUAUACUAUGCUACAUGUUUGUGUAACCACAAAUGGCAUUCCUUGUUGUUCUCAGUCUGCCAAUCGUCGAGUGGUGGACUUGUUCGAAGAUCUGCGCGAUGGUCACAAUUUACUUUCACUCCUGGAGGUGCUAUCUGGCGAACACCUGCCACGCGAGAAGGGUAAAAUGCGUUUCCAUAUGCUGCAGAAUGCACAAAUGGCUUUGGAUUUUUUGCGCUACAAGAAGAUCAAACUGGUCAACAUUCGAGCGGAGGAUAUUGUCGAUGGCAAUCCCAAGUUGACCCUGGGCCUCAUCUGGACCAUCAUAUUGCACUUCCAGAUCUCCGAUAUUGUUGUGGGCAAAGAGGACAACGUAUCCGCUCGUGAGGCCCUACUGCGCUGGGCGCGUCGCUCGACUGCUCGGUAUCCGGGCGUGCGUGUCAACGACUUCACGUCGUCGUGGCGAGAUGGCUUGGCCUUCUCGGCGUUGGUGCACCGCAACCGACCGGACUUGCUUGACUGGCGAAAGGCAAGGAACGAUCGGCCGCGCGAGCGCCUGGAGACGGCCUUCCACAUUGUGGAGAAGGAGUAUGGAGUUACGCGUCUGCUGGAUCCCGAAGAUGUGGAUACCAAUGAGCCCGAUGAGAAGUCCCUCAUUACGUACAUCUCAUCGCUGUACGAUGUGUUCCCGGAGCCACCCUCCAUCCAUCCACUGUUCGACAUGGAGUCACAACGUCGCGUCCACGAAUACCGCGACUUGGCCCAGCAGUUCAUCUACUGGUGCCGCGAGAAGACCGCCUACCUGCAGGAGCGCUCCUUCCCGCCCACCCUCAUCGAGAUGAAGCGUCUGCUAAGCGAUCUGCAGCGUUUCCGCAGCGAGGAGGUGAGCGUCCGCAAGCGCGAGAAGUCCAAGCUCAUUCAGAUCUACAAGGAGCUGGAGCGCUACUUCGAAACUGUGGGUGAAGUCGAUGUGGAGGCGGAACUACGGCCGGAUGCCAUCGAGAAGGCCUGGUACCGCAUGAACACGGCGUUGCAGGAUCGCGAGGUGAUCCUCCAGCAGGAGAUCGAGCGGCUGGAGCGACUGCAGCGACUGGCCGACAAGGUGCAGCGUGAGAUUAAGCAUGUGGAUCAGAAGCUUACCGAUCUGGAGACUCGUAUUGGUGAAGAGGGACGUCGCAUUGAGCGACUGCAUCCCGUGGAUGCCAAGAGCAUUGUCGAGGCUCUCGAAACGGAGAUUCGACACUUGGAGGAGCCCAUACAGGACAUGAACCAGGACUGCCACGUGCUCAACGAGGGACGCUAUCCCCAUGUCAGCGAGCUGCACAAGAAGGUCAACAAACUACACCAGCGCUGGGCUCAACUGCGCACCAAUUUCCACACGAACCUGGUACAGAAGCUGUCCGGUUUGAAGUAUCCCGUCCACGAGACCACGGUGACGCGUCAAACGCGCAUGGUGGUCGAGUCCCGUCAGAUCGACACGAAUCCCCAUUUCCGCGAUCUGCAGGAGCACAUUGAAUGGUGCCAGAAUAAGUUGAAACAACUACUUGCCGCUGACUAUGGCAGCGAUUUGCCAUCGGUCAAGGAGGAACUGGAUCGUCAACAGCACGAGCACAAGAUCAUCGAUCAGUUCCACUCGAAAAUACUCAACGACGAACGCCAGCAGACGAAGUUCUCCGGCGAUGAGCUGGCCCUCUACCAGCAGCGUCUCAAUCAGCUGCAGAAGGUCUACGCCGAGUUGCUCAGCACCUCGACGAAGCGUCUAUCCGAUCUGGAUUCGCUGCAGCACUUCCUGGGACAAGCUUCGGCGGAAUUGCAGUGGCUCAACGAGAAGGAGCAGGUGGAGAUCACGCGCGACUGGGCGGACAAACAACUCGAUCUGCCCUCCGUGCACAGAUAUUACGAGCGUGCAUUUGGUAAUGGCGACGAGAACCUUAUGUCCGAACUGGAGAAGCGUGAGAUGCACUUUGCCACCAUCUUGGAUCGUGGAGAGGCUCUCCUGAACCAACAGCAUCCGGCAUCCAAGUGCAUCGAAGCCCAUUUGACUGCCCUGCAACAACAGUGGGCCUGGCUUUUGCAAUUGACGCUCUGCCUGGAAGUUCACCUGAAACACGCCACGGAGUACCAUCAGUUCUUUGGCGAGAUCAAGGAUGCCGAGCAGUGGCUAGCGAAGCGUGACGAAAUACUCAACAGCAAGUUCUCGCAGUCGGACUUUGGCCUCGACCAGGGUGAAACUCUGUUGCGUGGCAUGCAGGAUCUGCGCGAGGAACUCAAUGCCUUUGGCGAAACCGUUGCCACUCUGCAGCGAAGAGCUCAAACAGUGGUGCCUCUGAACAAGCGCCGCCAGCCGGUGAAUCGUCAAGGACCCGUUCAGGCCAUCUGUGCGUACAAACAGCAGGGCCAGCUGCAGAUCGAAAAGGGCGAAACGGUCACGCUGCUGGACAACUCCGGUCGGGUGAAGUGGCGCGUGCGCACCGCCAAGGGACAGGAGGGUCCUAUUUCCGGCGCUUGCCUGCUGCUGCCGCCUCCCGAUCAGGAGGCCAUCGAUGCCGCCGAGCGUCUGAAGCGCCUGUUCGAUCGCUCCGUUGCUCUCUGGCAGAAGAAGCAUUUGCGACUGCGCCAGAACAUGAUCUUCGCCACGAUUCGCGUGGUCAAGGGCUGGGACUUCGAUCAGUUCCUGGCCAUGGGACCCGAGCAGCGCACGGCCAUCCGGCGUGCCCUCAACGACGAUGCCGACAAAUUGCUGAGCGAGGGCGAUCCCAACGAUCCGCAGCUGCGUCGAUUGCGUCGUGAAAUGGACGAGGUCAAUCGACUGUUCGAUGAGUUCGAGAAGCGAGCGCGCGCCGAAGAGGAGAGCAAGCAGGCCAGUCGCAUCUUCACCGAGGAAUGCAUUGCCAUUAAGAGCAAACUGGAGGACAUGGCCCGUGAGCUGGACCAGAUUAUAUUGGCUCCCUUGCCGCGUGAUCUGGACUCUCUGGAGCAUGUGCUCGAGAUCCAUGCGGACUACGAGCGCAGGUUGCAUUUGUUGGAACCUGAGCUGAAGCAUCUGCAGGAGACCUUCCGCACAAUUGCCCUGAAGACUCCGGUUCUGAAGAAGAGCCUGGAUAAUCUGAUGGAGCUGUGGAAGGAGCUGAACACGCAGAGUGGCCUGCACAAGGAUCGCCUUAAGUUGCUCGAGGCCUCGCUGGCUGGUUUGGAGGACAAUGAGCAUGUGAUCUCCGAGCUGGAGAAUGAACUUGCUCGUCAUCAGGAUCUGCCUUCGACCGCUGAGGGACUGCAGCAGGUGUUCAAGCAACUGAAUCACAUGCAGGACAUCAUCACGCAACAGCAGCCACAAAUGGACAAGAUGAACGAUGCGGCUGAUCAGCUGGGACGCAUGGGAGUGCCCACUAAGGUCCUGGGCGACCUCAAGCGCCUGCACUCGAAUGUGGAGCGCCUCAACACGCGCUGGAGUGCGGUGUGCAAUCAAUUGGGUGAAAGAAUGCGUUCAUGCGAGACGGCCAUCGGGCUAAUGAAGAAUCUCCAGUCGAGCGUGCAAGUGGAGGAAUCAUGGGUGGAUGGCACCACGGAGCGACUAUCCGCCAUGCCCACCGCCACUUCGGCUUACGAACUAGACAAACUGCUCGGAGCUGCAAUCGAACGAAAACCAAAAAUCGAAAAUGUCAACGUGGCUGGAGGACGACUUAUACGCGAAGCUAAGAUCUACGAUAGUAAAUGCCUGCGCUUCGUGGAUUGGUUACUCGAGGCUCGUCCUUCGUUUUCGCCACCUCGCCGGGAUCUCCGGCCGGCGGACAGCGAUCCGGGAGCCACUCAGUAUUACAGCCAGCGAUUGGAUAACCUGAAUACGAAAUACGACAGAUUGCUGGAACAACUGUCGCAGAGGCUAAAAACUGCAAUCGAGGUGAAUGGCAGCGAUGGUCUGCAAUACGCUGAGAGUCUACAGAAACCGCUCAAGACCUUUAGGGUUGACUUCAGUGCGGGCAGCGUGCCAACUGGCGAUGGCUACGCUGCGCGUCCGGAGGAUCUCUACACCACCACCUACAGCACCACACAAUUCAGCUCAACGAAGACAACGAAAAGCUCUACGAAGAGCGUUUACAGUAGCGAUGGCUUGGAUGCCGCUAGUCAGGAGGUCAGCACCACUAACCUGCCGCAGUCGCAGAUCCAGUUCAACGAAAUCCGAACGCUCAAGCGCUCCCAACAGCUGGGCGGCCAAUCGGUGCUGGAUAUAGCCGGAAUCCGCGAUCCAAGAACGGGACGCGUUCUCACCAUCGGCGAGGCUAUCCAGCUGCGCAUCCUGGACGUGCGCACCGGCGAGAUGUUGGUGGGCGAUCGUCGCAUCACGCUGGAACAAGCCGCCGAUCAGGGAUUAAUCGAUGCGCAGCUGGCAAGGCAACUGCUUCAACCGGGAGCGGGUCGCGAUGCCAGCGGACGGGAGCUGUCGCUGCUGGAGGUUAUUCAGCGCGAGAUUAGCGAAGCGGAAUCCGGCUUCGAGACGGCCGAGAAGCGGAUCAAGGUAAACAACACGGUCACCGUAGAGCAACAAUCCUCCACGGCGGAGAUCGUCUCGCCGGAGAAUCCGCGCAACAUUGCCGACGCCAUUAGCGCGGGGAGUGUGGACACCAAGACGGGCCUGUACCGCGUCAAGUCGGGUCAAACCAUCAGCCUGGCGGAGGCCUACGAGCGGGGCUACCUCAUCCGGCAUGAGUCGGUGACAAUCAAGUCGAAUGCGCUGUGCCUGAGCGAUGCGAUUGCCCACGGUUUGGUCGAUGGCGCUGGCUGGAUAGCGGAUCGCAACUCCGGCGACAAGUUCCGACUGGACUCGGCCAUUGCCAAUCAGCUAAUUGAUGCGAGUGUGCGCGAAGUGGUGGACGCGAAACGCGAUACGAAGAUCACACUGCAGGAGGCACUGCAGUCGGGCGUUCUCAAUGCCAAGACGGGUCGGUACGUCAACGAGGUGACCAAGGAGAAGCUCACCUUCGCGGAGGCGCGCAACCGUCAGUUGAUCGUUAAGCCGUACACGCUGAAGGACAUCUGCGAUUUGAAUCUGCUGGAUAAGCAGGCCCAGAUCACGAGUCCCAUGCGCCGCGAGAAGCUGAGCAUCAUGCAGGCCAUCGAGGCCGGUGUGCUGGACGGUAAUCUGCUCAAGUGCAUCACGAAACGAAAGGGCGAAUUGGUCACCCUUCAGGAGGCCAUCGCCGACGGUAUUGUUCUGCCCGCGGAGUGCAAGUAUCGCGACUUUAUGACCGGUGAACUAAUCAGCAUUCCGGAGGCGGUGGAACGCGGCCUAAUUAGCUCGGUGGCGCAGCGUUCGAUAUUCGAUAUUGACGGGUUCAAGGAUCUGAGGAGCAAUGACUAUGUUAGCUUUAAUGUGGCCCUCUCGCGUGACCUUCUGCGUCGCAAGAGCACGGGCUUUGCCUUAGAGACGGGUAGGGAUAGUCUGGUGCCAUUGGAGGUGGCUGUGGGCGAGGGACUGGUGCGCCAGGAGGUGUACGAGAUGUUUAGCCGCGGCAUCGGUGUCCAAAAUGCCAGUGGCAAGGAGCUUAGUGUCUUCGAUUUGGUCUAUCACAAUCUGAUUGACCCGAAGACGGGAUACCUGUUGGAUCCCAAGACCGGGGAGACGGUACCGCUUGAUACAGCCAUCGAGCGGAAGUUCAUUACACCAGAGGGUGCACUCCUUCUGAGCAGUUUGCUCAACAUUACUUUGACCACGGAAACAGUGACGCGGACGAUCAAUCGUUAUGUGACAAUCAGGGCUGGUUCCCAGGAACCGGGUGACAGCGUACUGCUGACCUUUACGGAGGCAGUGCGUCAAGGUUUCAUUGACGAGGAGAGACAACUUUUCAAGGACCCGAAAACGGGCAACAUUUACUCCGUGCAACAGGCCCUUAACUACGGUCUGUUAGUUCCUGAUAGCAAUCAAACCGUGCCUGAGCCAACAAAUAGGAAAAAGACAAAGUCCACGAUCACCAUUGUGACCAAACAAAUCAUACCAGAAGCAGAGCCCAUCAAGCUGAACACACAGCACACCAAGUAUGUGGAGAAGUCGGUGGAGAUUCCGAUUACUCAGGAACUUGUGAAGCCGCAGCGUGUGGUGUCCGAAUUUAUAAACAUGGAGAAGAGUAGCUAUAUCGAACAAAAUGUGACGGAGCGACAGAUUAUGGAACUGCCUCCCGGUGGAUGGCGACUGAAGGAUGCCAUCGAGCAAAAGUUGUUCAAUCCGGAUACGGGAGUUUUCCAUGUGCAGGGCACAGAUCGCUUGGUCAACUUUGAGGAGUGCAUCAACAAGCAGAUCAUCAACAACCUGUCGGUUUCAGUUAUUGAUCCCAGCACCGGUGACAAGAUUUCUGUGCAAUCAGCCUUCGAACGUGAUAUUCUGGAUAGUUAUGGCAACUAUACCAACAGUAGGAAACAAGUGCAGGGUAUGCGAAGUGCAAUCGACGAGAGCAAGAUUAUUUUGGAAACGGUUCCGGCAACGAGAGGUGCUAAUCAAAAGACAAUACUUCGCAUUACCAGGGUAAACAACAUGCCAGAUGUUCUGGAAGUUUCUACUCCCUUAAAGGACGCUCCGCCCAAGUUUGUAGAGGUGCUCACCUGCCAGCGAGAGCUUGCCUCGCCAGAGCCCCUGCAAAUUGCUCCUGGUGCCAUCUAUGAUCCGUCCACAGCCCUUGUGAUCUUUACACAAACCGGGGAGACUGAGAACAUCUUCGAUGCCGCCCGACAGGGAUUGAUAGACGAACAGCUGAUCAAGAUUGUGGAUCCCACAACCAAACAGCCAAUUUCCGUAACUGAGGCGAUUGCGCGUUCUAUUUACGAUCCCAGAACCGCAACUAUUCUGGAUUCCGAAGGUCAACCUGUCGACUUGAUCACUGCCACCAAACUUGGACUACUGAGUGUGGUGGGUGCUCCAUUGGUUGCCGCCGAAGGAGCUUUGCGAACAGUUCGCUUUGUUACCGAUCCACGAACUGGUGAGCAAAUCCCAGUGGAAGUGGCCUACGAAAGGGGCAUUGUUUCAAGGGAUCAGCUGCAACGAGGUAGGUCCUUUGACACUGAGCCGGUAACGGUCGAAGAGAAGGUAGUGGUUCUGCAGAGAAUGCGCAAGGUUAUCCUUAAGCCAAAGGAUGCCCUACGCAAGGGAAUCAUCGAUGAGGAGACCUGCGAGAUACUCGAAAACACAAAUAACUUCACCAAUCCCAAAGGUGAGGUUGUCAACAUUAGUGAGGCUCUGAAUACGGGUCUUAUUGAUGGACGUCGGGGCCAGGUCAUCGAUCCCCAGAGCAAUCGGUCGCUUAAUUUAAGACAAGCAGUGGAACAAAAGAUUUUGGAUCCCGAACAAACCAACCAUAUUCUCAUGCCGCUGGCUAAGAGUUUAUCCGUGCCACGACUGGCAGCCCAGGGAUUAAUUGAUCCGAAAACGCAGACCAUUGUCCAUCCGGAAAGCGGAUAUCCACUGAGCAUCCAUGAAGCGAUCGUGUGCGAAGUCUUGGACCCGCAUUCGAAACUGCAAAAACCAGAAAAGUGCACACUGGAGGAGGCAAUCGAAAAGGGUAUUGUCAACGCAGAUGAUUCCACAUUCAGCUACAAGAACAAAACGCUGAACAUCACCGAAGCCAUCGAGGCGAAGCUAUUUGAUCCAAGCUAUGAUAAGCAAAAAUCCAAGGUGGAAAUUCCACCGGUGGGCAUGAUAUUCCCAGUGGCCGUGGAGAAGAGCCUUGUGGAGCCCUCGAAGCGAGUGGUUCUGCACCCAAGUACGAAGAAGGCACUGCCCAUUAAGCAAGCCAUCGAGGAGAACUUCAUUAUGUCCAUUCCCUAUUCACCCAAGGCCGAUGCUAUCGAGGUAGUGACCGCCAUGGAGCGAGAUCUCAUCGAUGUUGCUGCCCAAACUGUGACCAUCCCGUCCACUGGGGAACGCGUGCCUUUGCGUCAAGCCAUGGAAAAUGGUGUUCUAGUCGUGAAAAAUCUAUCCGACUUUGUGGUCACUCAGAAACCCAUUCCCAAGACCGAAAUCAUGGAGACAGUGCGCGCCGUACACACGGUAACCACCAAAACCAUUGAGCUGAUGCAGGGCUACGUUCUCAUCUCCAACAACGAGGUGCAGAACGUCAACACCGGUGAAGUGUGCAGCUUGGAAGAGGCUAAGGAGCUUGGAAUCCUGCGCGAAGAGUCGACAACACGAGAGACCAAGGCGGCGGCAGGAGAAAGUCCAGAAUCAGUGGCAGCUCUAGCCACGAGCACGAAUGAUCAAACUGUGGUAGUGGAGGAACGCACCCAGACAGUGGUGGUCAGUUCGGACACUCGCAAGCAAGAGAUGCAGGUGGUGAGCACCACACAGUCCACCAAGGAAAUUCCCGUUUCCAGUGUAAGUGAAGUCGAGACAAAGAGCAGCAAAGAGCCAUCAAAGACGUUGAAGAAUGUGAAGGAUGCCGCCAAGAUGGGAGCACUCGGAGUCAUUGCAGCUCCUGUGCUGGCCGGCGGAGCCAUCGUGAGUGGGGUAAAAAGCCUCUUCAAUUCUGGGAAGUCUCCCACGGAAGAUGCCAAGACCACUGCGAAACCAGAAAAACCUCAGAGCAGCUUCAUUGACCAGGAGCGUAGCAAUGUGCCGAAGCCGCAACAAGUGCCAAGUGAGGUGGACAAUCUUCUCAGCGAAACGGAGAACUUUAUCAGCUCCACAACUGCCAACUUCAUAGCCAACGAAAAACAACAGGAGAAUCCCAAGGAGCUAACACGUGGAGAAGUGCAGCCAACAGUUGUAGAAUCAACAAGCACACUCACCACAACAACAGUCACAACAAUAACUACCUCAAAGACAACAACGGAAACGGAAAAUCAAGAACCAGUUGUGGUGGAAGAUGUAACGACCACUACAACUGUUGACGAUAAACCAGUAAUUGAAGUCGUAGAGCAAAUCAUUGGGAAACCCAAGGAAGUGUCAGAAGAGCCAACAGGGUUCAAAGUAACUGAAACUAUUACCACAGUGACAACAAAGAAGGAAGAUUUUGAGCCCGAAGUGAAACCUGUAGAGGAGACAAAGAAAGAACCAGCAACUGAGGAAGUUACGAAAGAAGCAAGUCCAAAACCAGUUGAGAAGGAGCCAACACCCGAGCCUGUUAAAAAGGACUCGACUCCUGAGCCGAUCAAGAAAGAGAAAACUCCUGAACCAGCAUCUCCUGCACCAAUCACUCAAAAGGAUCCUUCACCUGAACCAACAAAACAAAAGGAACCUUCUCCUGAACCAACAAAACGAAAGGAAGCUUCUCCUGAACCUUCUACAAAACCCGAACCUAAGCCGAGAACUGCUAAGAAGGAAGAGAUUGCAGAAAUCGAGCCACCUUUCACAGCACCAUUGGCUCCAUUUGUCGACCCCGUAUCUGAAACAAAGAUCACAGAAAUUACAACCGAAAUUCAGGAACCCAUUACAAGUUCGCAAACUAUUACCACAAUUACAAAAACAGUAAAAACAAUUGAAGAGCAACCGACAACUGAAGACGUUACUGUUAUUGGGGAGUCUGAACCUGAAAAGAUUGUGGAUGUCCAAGUUAAAGAACCAACUAAUCAAGAGCCCACUAAAGUGGAUGAGCCAACUGAGAUUACUGAUGAUUCCUCCAUGGUGGAACCAACCAGCACAAUUGUGCUUGAAGAAAGGGUUGUCACUAUCGAAGAGCCAACACUCACAGAAUCUACAGUGACAACAACUACUAUCACCACAACGACAACCACUACAAGCAGUGAGGAAAGCCAACCUCAGGAGGUUACAGUCACAGUUAAAGAGGAACAAAUUCCUGCUCAAGCUACUGAAAUAACUCAGACUCCUAAAGUUGAUGAAAGUAAACCACAAGAAAUUGUAGAAUCUGUCGAGGAAACGCCUGUUAAUGAGCCAGUGCAACCUAUUCCAGCUCAACCAAUUGAAACUUCUCAGACAACUGAAACGGUGACAACGAAGACAACCAUUAUCACGGAAGAGAAACCCCAACAACCAGGUGACCUCGAGCAAAUUGUUCAACCUCAACCUGCUUCCGAUAAACAUCAAUCUGUUGUCGAUUUUAUUGAGCGUGAGAAGGGUCCUCAGCCAGCAGAUGGAAGUGGUAGCAACAUCCUAAAGAAUGUUAAGGAUGCGGCUAAGUUGGGUGCCCUGGCUAUUGUAGGAGCACCUGUCCUGGCUGGCAAGGCUUUGGUUGAUGCACUGACCACAGAGAAGGCAGUAAAACCAGGACAAUCCACCACCCAAGUGGUAACUGAAACUGUGGAAGAACUGCCAACAGAAGAAAUCUCAACCAGCACGAGCACUUUAAUCACCAAGGUUACCACUACAACCACGACAACAACAACAUCAACCGUGGAGGGUACUCCAGAAGAUGAGUCUCGAGAUGUGGUUGAAAUGCCAGCUGAAAUAGUAGAAACCACAAUCAAGCGAGAAGUCCCAAGGACUCUGCCAAUUGGUGAUGCCAUUUCCCAGAAACUUAUCAGCCCUGAUGAGUGCCAGGUAAUCGUGGAUGGCGAACAACAGUCACAAACUGUUGCCACUCUGCUCAAGGAGGAGCAACUGAGUCCAUUGGAUGAAGUGCAGAUCAUUGACGACAAGUUGAUUGUACUACAACAGGUCACCUACUUGGUGGAUGUGGAUACAGAACUCACUCCCGAGAGUUUGAGCGAACUGAACAUCUAUGAUCCAGAGAAUCAAUACUUCAUUGAUCCAAGCUCUGGCCAGAAGGUUUCCUUCCACACCUUGGUAUUCGAAAUGAAUGUUUUCAACCCAGAAACCAUUUUGGUUAAGAACUUUAAUACCGGCAAAUAUGAAAAUCUCACAACGGCUCUGGAGCGUCCUCUGCUGGACAGGCACACUGGUCACAUGGUGGAUCCCAAGACAGGAAAGAAAAUCCCCUUCUUUGAGUGCAUCGCCCGCCAGUGGAUAAUCCGCGCUAAUCCCGAAGAGCAGAGGCCAUCGGGCAUGGAGAACGUAACAAUUGACACACAGACCGGACAGGUGGUGCUUGACGAUGGUCGGGUUUGCUCCAUUGUUGAGGCCAUCAACAGUGGCAAGCUGGACAUCCAGUCGAUAUCGGUGCGCGACCCAGUCAGCGGUGAGGUGAUUCCACUGCGUAUGGCAAUUGAGUUGGGGGUGGUGGACAUGCAGGCGGGCACGGUGAUAGACAUCCAGACGCUCAAGGAGAUUCCCAUGGAGCGGGCCUUCCAGCUAGGUUUCCUAGUGCCCGGAGCACGCAAACCCAUUUCUUUGGAGGCUGCUGUUCGCAAGGGUCUCUACGACCCAGAGACGGGAAAACUUUUCGACUCCGAGAGUCAGAACCAGGUCGAUGUACAAAAGUCCAUUGAGAUUGGUCUAGUCGAUCCAAAGAUCUCCUUGAUUGUGGAUACUGUAACUAAGAAGGAGGUCAAGUUGGAUUGCGCCAUCGAAGAUGAUUUGGUGCUCCCCGCAACGGGUCAAAUCAAGGACAAUAAGAACAACACCCUUGUGCCCUUCGAUGUGGGUGUGCAGCAGCGUCUGGUGAAGACCGAUAGCGUCACCUGGAGUCUCCCAGAACUGCUGCAGCGUGAGUACUACACGCCAAGCACUGGCAAGGUGUUGAAUCCGGUUACCGGUGAGGAGAUUCUCCUCCAACAGGCCAUCGAAAUGGGCUUUGUGGAACUGGAAACGACGCUUGUCAAGGACGCAGAUCACGAUAAGAUCCUGCCGGGCAAGGAGGCGGCCAAGGUUGGUCUGCUGGACACUGUUCGUGGCACUCUAAGUUCGCCCAAUAUCAGCCUGGAUGAGGCCUUCGUCAAGGGCUAUCUGAUUAGCACCAAGAAGCCGUUGUCCCUGGUCGAUUGUCUGCUGCGUGGUCUCUACGAUCCUUCGACAGCAAAGUUCACCAUCGACGACAAGCAACUGGACCUGAAAUCCGCAAUUGCCCAGAAGCUCAUCAAUCCCGAGGAGCUGGUUCUUCUCGAUCCCAAGACAGAGUCCAUAAUUUCCAUUACUGAAGCGAUAGCUAAGGGUUAUCUCGAUCCGAUUGCGGGAUAUGUGAUUAAUCCAUAUGCCUCCACAAAAUUGUCCCUUCACGAAGCUCUGGAAAAUCGCAUUCUUAUUCCACCCAAGCGUAAACGCAGCCUGCCAGAUGCAGUCUACCGGGGUCUCUACGAUCCGAAAACUGGUCAAUUUAGCAACACGGUGACCCGCGAGAAGCUCACAACUGAACGUGCCAUUCGUAGGGGCAUCCUCGAUCCCGAUUCGACGGUCGUCAAUUUGGGUUCGGGACAGAUCGUUCCGUUCGGGGUGGCCACCGAGUCGGGAAUCGUUGACAGUAAACAGGGAACGGUUAGGGAUGCCGAUGACAAUCCAAUUGACUUUAAGGAAGCCUUCGAUCGAGGUGUUCUGGUUGAAGCGAAGAAGCCAUUGCGCCUCAUCGAGGCUGUGGUGAAGAAUGUCUACGAUGAAGUGGACGGUCACUUUGUCGACCCCAAGUCGGGAGAGAAACUGAACUUUGCCGAGGCUUUGAACACAAACUUACUGGACGAACACAGUGUGCAGAUCAGGGACUUCAAGACGGGUCUAUACAAACAAUUGAAUUUGACGCACGCCAAGGACAACGGCAUCAUUGAUGCCCAGAACUCGAAACUACUUUACAAUAAUCAAACAAUGACAUUAAAGCACGCCUUUGAUAUUGGAAUCCUGAUGGAUGUCAAUGCGCCCAUCAGCAUUCAGCGUGCAAUUCAUCAGGGACUCUUUGACGACAAGACCGGAAAGUUGAGCGAUCCACGAACUGGUCGCCAGAUCACUUUGCUCGAGAGCAUGCGCAGUUUCGUGAUUAAUCCUCACCUGCCUUGUUACUUCGAUGAACAAACAGAGCAAAUGUACACACUGAGUGAGACCUGUAGGAAUGGUAUUAUCAACAGGAGGGAAGGUGUCUUCCGGGAGCCGGGCAGCAAUAAUUUUGUGCCUUUGGGUGAGGCCUUGAGUCUGGGUUUAAUCGUAGACAUCGAGAAUGCCGGAUUUGGUCUUUAUGAACUAUUGUCCAUGGGUUUCUACGAUGUUAACACCCGCAAGGUUUUGCAUCCGGUUACCAAUCGCAAGCUCAAUCUGAACGAAGCCUGCGUGGAGGAUGUGGUUAGCUUGUCCUCCAGUUUGGUCAAACACCACGAGACUGGCAAGUACCUCCGGCUGGCCAAUGCCAUCAAGGAGCAGUUGAUUGAUGACACCAGGGGUUGCUACAAUCUAGGUAACGAACAGUUGGACUUGCAGGCAGCUAGGGCUAGAGGAUUAAUUGUCUCCAAUCGCCGACUACUCAGCCUUGAACUCGUCUUGAGACAGCAACUCUAUCGCCCCGAAACGGGCAAAUUCUGCGAUCCGACAACCGGGGAAUAUCUUGACCUAAUCGAAGCAAUUCACUCGGGCUUCAUUGAUCCCGCGACGACUGUGUUUAAGAACCAGCUCACCGGCAAAGAGCUGCCGCUCACUGAAGCCAUUGAGAACGGGGACAUUGAUGUUAGCAAGGGCAGGGUAUUUGAUCCCAAAUCGAAGUCAGCUUACAACUACGACGUGGCACUUUCGCGUGGAAUUUUGGUGACCAUUACGCGACCUCUGACCGAUCGCAAUGACGUUGUUCGCCGCCAAGACAGUGUAGAAUUGUUAGGACAAACGCCCGUGAGCGUUGUGAUUAGCAAGCCGCGUGAAAUGUCCCUCGAGGAGGCCAUUCGCUACAACAUAAUCGAUCCCAAGACGGCACUCGUUCGCGAUUUCGAUAGCUUCAAGUUCCUGCCUUAUUCGUUGGCCGUAGAACGCGGUCUCGUGGACACCACCAAACGCACACUCGUUGAUCCAAAGGCCUUGUACUUUGCCUUCGAUCCCACUUUGAUUGUUUACGUACGCGAACCGGUCACCUUUGACCAGGCGGCCGAGUCCAAGUGUCUGGAUUUGCAGACCGGAAUGUUGACUUAUGUGCCUGCAAGUGCACCUGGAUCCGCACCAGCUGCAUCGGCGAGCGACGAUAGCGCAAACGAUUCGCUGACUGUCAUCGAGACGCCCAGGGUAUACACGCUCAAGGAGGCCGCCAGUGCGGGUGUAGUGGAUCCCGAUUCGGCGCUGGUCAAGGAUCUGGCCAAGGCCAAGCUGGUGCGCCUGCCAGAGGCGUUCCGCAAGGGACUGAUGGAUGCGAACAAGGCCAAUGUGCUGAACACCCAGACCUCGAAGCUCUGCACGCUGCAGGAGGCCUACGAAAGCGGCCUGAUCUGCACGCCCAAGCGCUCAUUCGGUUUGCUAGAAGCCAUCACCUUUAACCUGUACAACCCGACCAAUGGCUGCCUGGUAGAUCCCUUCCAAAUGCAUCCCGACAUCAUCCGCCGGCGCAAGUUCACGCUGGCCGAGGCCAUUGGCUCGGGUCUGGUGGAUCCCUCGUCGACGGUGGUGCGUGAUCCCAGCACCGGGGUCAUCGUUCCACUGGCUGCUGCCAUUAGCAGUGGACUGAUCGAUGCCAACGAGGGCCGCCUGACCGAUGCCAAUGAGCCGAAGAACAACAUCGACCUGGUCAAGGCCGCCGAGAAGGGUCUGCUCCUGCCGGCAGAACAGAGGCAAGCAGUAUUCGAGAAGUUCAACAUGUGCGAAGAGAAUGUCAACGAUCUGUUGAAAUGGGUCACCACUGUGGAACAGAAAAUCUCAAGUGUCGGCGGACCUCGCGAGAAGAUCGAUGAGUUGCGCAACCAGAUUAACGCCCUUAAGCAAAUCAAGGACGAAAUCGAGUCUCAGCAGCGACCAGUGGCCACUUGUUUGGAGCAAAUCCGUCAGAUUGUGCUCACAGGUGGCGAUGUUUUGUCUGCCCCUGAAGUCACCACUCUGGAGAACUCAGGACGGGAGCUGCGUUCUCGUGUGGAUCGUGUCAAUGAUCGCACUGUUCGCCUGCUCCGCCGACUGGAAGCUGGUCGCGAUGAGUUGACCAAGCUGCGCAGCGAGUUGGAUGUCUUCUCCGAUUGGCUGCAAGUUGCCAGGCGAACUCUGGAGGACAAGGAGCGUUCCCUCUCGGACUUGACUCGUCUGCCCUCGCAGGCGGAUUCGGUUCGGGAGUUCGUAAGCGAUGUAAUUGGUCACCAGGCUGAUCUGCGCUUCAUCACCAUGGCCGCUCAGAAGUUUGUGGAUGAGAGCAAGGAGUUCCUCGCUAUUCUAAAUGACUUCCGCACUUCUCUACCCGAGCGAUUGCCUCAUGUGGAGCCGCUUUCGACUGCCGAGAGUCCCAUCCGACAGGAGGUUUCGCUGGUUUCGGCGCAGUACAAGGAUCUGCUUAACCGCGUCAACGCUCUGCAGGAUCGCGUUUCUGGUCUGGGCGGACGACAGCGGGAGUACCAGGAUGCUUUGGACAAGGCCAACGAAUGGCUGAGGAGUGUGCAUCCCCGUGUAUCUCGCAUCAUCUCCGAACCAAUUGCUGGCGACCCGAAGGGUGUCCAAGAUCAGAUGAACGAGGCCAAGGCUCUGCACAAUGAGCUCCUUUCCAACGGCCGUUUGGUGGACAAUGCCCAACAGGCACUCGACAACUUGCUGCGCAGCCUGGGCGGCCAGCUCAGUCCAAUGGAGAUCAACCAACUGGAACUGCCCAUUGCCGAUCUGAAGAACAACUACCAGCAGCUGCUGGACAAUCUUGGCGAACAUUGCAAGACUCUGGACAAGACUUUGGUGCAAUCGCAGGGUGUGCAGGAUGCCCUGGACAGUUUGGUGGGAUGGGUUAACCAGGCGGAGGACAAGUACAACUUGAAUCUCCGUCCCGCCUCGCUGAUCAAGGAGCGUCUGCAGGAGCAGAUACGCGAGCACAAGGUCUUGCUUGCCGAUCUUCAGUCCCACCAGGCGAGCAUUGACAGCGUUCAAAUCUCGGCCAAGCAUCUGCUGGCCAGCGCCUCGAAUGCCCGCAUUGCCAAGAAGGUGGAAUCGAAUCUGAACGAUGUAACUGGCAAGUUCGAGAAGCUCUACGAGAAGGCCAACAAGCGUGGCGAAUUCCUCGACGACGUGUACAACCGAUUGGGCAGAUAUCUGGAUGAGAUCAGCACUGUGGAGCAGCGCAUGGCCAAUCUGCAGGAGGCCCUCGAUGGUCGGGAGACCAGUUUGCUCUCCACCGAGGAGUUGGCUCGCCGCAUGAACGAACUGUCCCGCGACAAGGAUCAAUUGGCACCGCAGUUCGAGGAUUGCGUGCGCAAUGGCAAGGAUCUGAUUAGCCUGCGCGAUGUCACCGAUACCGGCGUGCUGCGCGAUCGCAUCAAGGCACUGGAAUCUCAGUGGCGCAACAUCAACAUCAGCAUCGAUGAGCGCGCCAAGCUGUCCAAGCAGAAGGCCGAGCAGCAGCUGGCCUACGAGGGUCUGAAGGAUCAGGUUCUCUCGUGGCUCGCAAGCACGGAGGCUCGUGUCAAUGGACUUGCCCCGGUGGCCAUCGAUUUGGACAGGAUCAAGCAGCAGCACGACGAGCUGAAGCCCAUUUGCAAGGACUACCGCGAUUAUGCUCCCACUAUUGACAAGAUCAACGAUAUCGGAUCACAGUAUGAUGCUUUGAUUCGUCCGGAAAGUCCUGCUAGGAAGAGGUCCACCUACAGUCCGAUCAAGCGGGCCAGUCCGCUGCGCCGCAUGUCCGGAGACGCCAGAAGCCCCAGCCCCACCAAGGGAGGCAUCCUGUCGCCACUAUCGACUGGUUCCAGUGGAUUUGGUAGCCGCAGGUCCUCCCAGGACGGUUUCCAGCUCUCUGAGAUGUCUCCGGUGCAGCAGCAGCUGAGCGAGAUUAACAAUCGCUACGGACUGAUUGGCGUGCGUCUCAAUGAUCGUCAGCACGAGUUGGAUAAUCUCAGCGAGGAGCUGCGCAAGCAGUACGAGAACCUCAAGGGACUCGCUCAGUUCCUGGAGCGCAUCCAGCGCCAGCUGCCCAAGGAAUCGGUUUCCAACAAGGAUGAGGCCGAGCGCUGCAUCAAGCAGGCGCGCAAGAUCCUCGAGGACAUGUACGAGAAGCAGAGCCUUCUGGACACCACCAAGGCCCAGGUGAAGGACAUCCUGCGACGCAAGUCGGAUGUUCCCGGUGCCGAACAGUUGCGCCAGGAGAACGACAACAUCCAGGAGCGCUGGAAGAAUCUCAACGACAUCUGCAAGAACCGCAUUGCCUUCUCCGAGAAGCUGCGCGACUUCCUCGACACGCACGGCAAUCUGAAGAGCUGGCUGGACAGCAAGGAGCGCAUGCUCACGGUGCUGGGACCCAUCUCCUCGGAUCCCCGAAUGGUUCAGAGCCAGGUGCAACAGGUGCAGGUGCUCCGCGAGGAGUUCCGCACUCAGCAGCCGCAACUGAAGCACUUCCAGGAGCUGGGACACGAUGUGGUCGACCAUCUGGCCGGCACACCCGAUGCCCAGGCCGUGGAAGUUAAACUGAAGGACAUCCUCGGCAAGUGGGAGGAUCUGGUUGGAAAACUGGACGAUCGUGCAAACAGUUUGGGUGGAGCUGCUGAUAGUUCCAAGGAAUUCGAUGCGGCUGUCAAUCGCCUGCGUGAAGCUCUGCAGAACAUCAGCGAUAAUCUGGAUGCCCUGCCCUCAGAUGGGGAUCACCAGGAGAAUCUGCGCAAGAUCGAGAACCUGGAGCGCCAGUUGGAGGGUCAACGUCCUCUGCUGGCCGAUGUGGAACAAUCCGCUGCCACUUUGUGCAACAUUCUGGGUGAUCCCGCAUCGCGUGCUGAUGUUAACUCCCGGGUGGCCGCUUUGGAGAAGCAGUACUUGGCGCUCCAGAAGAAACUGGACACUAAGAAGGCCGAAACGGAGGCUUCGCUGCGCGAUGGCCGCCACUUUGCCGAGAACUGCUCCAAGACUCUGGGUUGGCUGGGCGGUGAGCUCUCCAACUUGACCGAUCGUUUGUUGGUUUCGGCCCACAAGCCAACGCUGCAGCACCAGAUCGACACCCAUGAGCCCAUCUACCGUGAGGUGAUGGCCCGCGAGCACGAGGUGAUCAUGCUGAUCAACAAGGGCAAGGAUCUGUCCGACCGUCAGCAGGAUCGUGGUGUGAAGCGCGACUUGGAUCGCAUCCAGCAGCAGUGGGAGAAACUCCGUCGCGAGGCUGUGGAUCGCCACACGCGAUUGCAGACGUGCAUGGAGCACUGCAAGAAGUACUCGCAGACCUCGGAGACAUUCCUCGCCUGGCUGCGCACCGCUGAGGACAAACUGGCCGAUCUCACACCCGGCGUGCUGUCCAAGGCGAAGCUGGAGACGCGUCUGCGUGAUCUGCAGACCUUCCGCAGCGAGGUUUGGAAGCAUUCCGGAGAGUUCGAGAACACCAAGGGUCUGGGCGAGACCUUCCUCACGAGCUGCGACAUCGACAAGGAACCGAUCAAGGCGGAGCUCCAGGACAUUCGCGAUCGCUGGGAGAGGCUGAACAACGAUUUGAUUGCCCGUGCCCAUGAGAUCGAGAACUGUUCGCGUCGCUUGGGUGACUUCAACGAUGAGUUGCGUAACCUGGAUCAUUCGUUGGGUCGCUGCGAGGAUCGCCUCGCUGCCCACGAUGCUUUGGGUGGAGCUGCCAAGGAUCCCAAGCUGUUGGAGCGUGUUAAGGCCAUUCGCGAAGAGCUCACCAAUCUCAGCAAGCCACUGCAGUCGCUCAAGGCUCUGGCCAAGGAUAUCAGUGCUGAGGCUCGAGCUGCUGGAGGAGAUGCUGACCAUCUGACCAACGAAGUCGAUGGCUUGGCUGAUCGCAUGUCGGAGUUGCAGGGACGCCUGGAUGAUCGCUGUGGUGAACUGCAAUCGGCAGCCACCGCUGUGUCCCAGUUCAACGAACAAAUGAAGAGCUUGGGCAUCGAUCUCAAUGAUUUGGAAACGGAGAUCGAAAAGCUUUCACCACCUGGCCGUGAGAUCAAGAUUGUGCAGGGACAACUCGACGAUGUUGGCAAGAUCCAGAACAAGUUGGAUCGCCUGGUCGGUCGUCUGGAGGAUGCCGAGCGUGCCGCUGACGUUUUGGUGGAUGCUGGUUUCGCUGCGGACACAACUCAAACCCGCGAGCAAAUCUCCACUCUGCGCAAGACUCUGGGUCGCCUGGACAACCGAGUGCGCGAUCAUGAGGACAAUCUGCAGGCCACUUUGAAGGCCCUGCGCGAAUUCUACGACAGCCAAUCUCAAACCCUGGACGACAUCCAGGAUGUCAGUGAUGAGUUCAAGCGCAUGAAGCCAGUGGGCUCGGAAUUGGAUCAGAUUCGCCGCCAGCAGGAGGACUUCCGCAACUUCAGGGAGCGCAAGGUUGAACCACUGGCCAUCAAUGUUGACAAGGUCAAUGUGGCUGGAAGGGAUUUGGUGCGCUCCGCCGGCAGUGGUGUCUCCACCACGGCCAUUGAGAAGGAUCUGGAGAGGUUAAACGACCGCUGGAACGAUCUGAAGGAACGCAUGAACGAGCGCGAUCGUCGUUUGGAUGUGGCUCUGCUGCAAUCUGGCAAAUUCCAAGAGGCUUUGGCUGGUCUUUCCAAGUGGCUCAGUGACACCGAGGAGAUGGUGGCCAACCAGAAGCCACCCAGCUCUGAUUACAAGGUGGUCAAGGCUCAGCUGCAGGAGCAAAAGUUCCUAAAGAAAAUGCUGUUGGAUCGUCAGAACUCGAUGGGUUCGCUGGCCAAUCUCGGCAAGGAGGUGGCCAAUCACUGUGAGCCCGCCGAGCGUGCUUCGAUUGAGAAGCAGCUGAACGAUCUGAUGAAGCGAUUCGAUGCUUUGACCGACGGAGCCGAACAGCGUGAAUUGGAUCUGGAGGAGGCCAUGGAGGUGGCCAAGCGAUUCCAUGACAAGAUCAGCCCUCUUGAACUUUGGCUGGACAACACGGAGCGUUCCGUUAAGGCCAUGGAGUUGAUUCCCACUGAUGAGGAGAAGAUCCAGCAGCGCAUUCGCGAACAUGAUCGCCUGCACGACGAGAUUCUGGGCAAGAAGCCCGACUUUACGGAUCUCGCCGAUGUGGCCGCCCAGCUGAUGCAUUUGGUCAGCGACGAGGAGGCCGUCAAUCUGGGCGAGAAGGUGCGCGGAGUGACCGAGCGUUACACCGGAUUGGUAGAUGCCAGCGAUAAUAUUGGCGCUCUGCUCGCCGAAUCCCGCCAGGGAUUGCGUCACUUGGUGCUGAGCUAUCAGGAUCUGGUGGCCUGGAUGGAGAGCAUGGAGGCGGAGCUCAAGCGAUUCAAGUCUGUUCCUGUUUACGCCGAGAAGCUGCUGGAGCAGAUGGAUCAUCUGCUGGAGCUCAACGAGAACAUCGCCGGGCACGCUUCGAAUGUGGAAUCCACUGUGGAAUCUGGAGCUGAGUUGAUGAAGCACAUUUCCAACGAUGAGGCCAUUCAGCUGAAGGAUAAGUUGGACUCGCUGCAGCGUCGCUAUGGUGACUUGACCAACCGUGGUGGAGAUUUGCUGAAGAGUGCCCAGAAUGCCUUGCCUUUGGUGCAGCAAUUCCAUGAAGCCCACAACCGUUUGGUGGAAUGGAUGCAAAGUGCCGAGGCUGCUUUGGCGCCCAGUGAACCCCGCCAGGCGGAUGUCCUCCGACUGGAAGGUGAGUUGUCUGAUAUGCGUCCCAUUCUGGACAGCAUCAAUCAAGUUGGACCCCAGUUGUGCCAGCUUUCUCCGGGAGAAGGCGCCGCCACCAUUGAGAGCAUUGUAACCAGGGAUAACCGUCGCUUUGAUUCCAUUGUGGAGCAAAUCCAACGCAAGGCGGAGCGCCUGCACCUGAGCAACCAGAGAGCUAAGGAGGUAACCGGUGACAUUGAUGAGCUGCUUGAAUGGUUCCGCGAAAUGGACACCACACUUCGUGAGGCUGAUCUUCCUGCCAUGGAACCCAAAUUGGUGCGUGCCCAGUUGCAGGAGCAUCGUUCCAUCAACGAUGACAUUUCCAGCCAGAAGGGACGCGUUCGUGAUGUUACUGCCGCCUCCAAGAAGGUGCUCCGUGAAUCCCCGCAGAGCGAGAACACUGCCACUCUUCGCGAGAAGUUGGAUGACCUCAAGGAGAUCGUCGACACAGUUGCCCAAUUGUGCAGCGAGCGUUUGGGAGUUUUGGAGCAGGCUUUGCCUUUGUCCGAGCAUUUCGCGGAUUCUCAUCAAGGACUCACCGCCUGGUUGGAUGACAUGGAACAGCAGAUCUCGCGGUUGAGCAUGCCUGCCUUGCGUCCCGAUCAGAUCACCCUGCAGCAGGACAAGAACGAGCGUCUCUUGCAAUCCAUUGCGGAACACAAACCGCUUUUGGAUAAACUGAACAAGACGGGCGAGGCUUUGGGUGCACUGGUGGCCGAUGACGAUAGUGCCAAGAUCAAUGAGAUUCUGGAUACUGACAAUGCUCGGUAUGCUGCACUUCGCUUGGAACUCAGAGAACGCCAACAGGCGCUUGAGAGUGCUCUCCAGGAAUCCAGCCAGUUCUCCGAUAAACUGGAGGGCAUGCUGCGUGCUCUGGCCAACACCGUGGAUCAGGUCAACCAACUGGAUCCCUUGUCCGCUCUGCCGCAGAAGAUUCGCGAGCAGAUCGAGGAUAAUGAUGCCUUGAUGGACGAUCUGGACAAGCGUCAGGAUGCCUUUAGUGCUGUUCAGCGAGCGGCCAACGAUGUGAUCGCCAAGGCUGGAAACAAAUCCGAUCCCGCGGUGCGUGACAUCAAGGCCAAGCUGGAGAAGCUGAACAACCUGUGGAACGAUGUGCAGAAUGCCACCAAGAAGCGCGGCAGUUCGCUGGACGACAUCCUUAGCGUGGCCGAACCCUUCUGGAAGCAGCUGAACAGCGUGAUGAAGACCCUCAAGGAUCUGGAGGAGACGCUCUCCUGCCAGGAGCCACCGGCGGCCCAGCCGCAGGACAUCAAGAAGCAACAGGUGGCCCUGCAGGAGAUCCGCCACGAGAUCGAUCAGACCAAACCGGAGGUGGAGCAGGUGCGACGCCACGGCAGCAAUCUGAUGAACAUGUGCGGCGAACCCGACAAACCAGAGGUGAAGAAGCACAUCGAGGAUCUGGAUAAUGCCUGGGACAACAUCACUGCGUUGUAUGCCAAGCGUGAGGAGAACCUCAUCGAUGCCAUGGAGAAGGCGAUGGAGUUCCACGAGACGCUGCAGAAUCUCCUCAAGUUCCUCACUAAGGCCGAGGACAAGUUCGCCCAUUUGGGAGCCGUGGGUUCGGACAUUGAUGCCGUCAAGCGACAGAUUGAGCAACUCAAGUCGUUCAAGGAUGAAGUCGAUCCGCAUAUGGUUGAAGUAGAAGCAUUAAACAGAGGUCUCAAAAGACAAGCUGUGGAACUGACGGAACGCACUUCACCCGAGCAGGCGGCAUCGAUCCGCGAACCCCUUUCGGUGGUCAAUCGCCGCUGGGAGGCCCUUCUCCGUGGCAUGGUCGAGCGCCAGAAGCAACUGGAGCACGCCCUGCUGCACUUGGGUCAAUUCCAGCAUGCCCUCAACGAGCUGCUGGUCUGGAUCAACAAGACCGACAGCACUUUGGACCAACUGAAGCCGAUCCCUGGAGACCCACAACUGCUCGAGGUUGAGCUUGCCAAGCUAAAGGUUUUGGCCAACGAUAUUCAGGCCCAUCAGAACUCAGUGGAUACACUGAACGAUGCCGGCAGGCAGUUGAUUGAAACCGAAAAGGGUUCUGUGGAGGCCUCAACCACGCAGGAGAAACUGCGCAAGCUCAACAACGAGUGGAAGCAGCUGCUGCAGAAGGCCAGCGAUCGCCAGCACGAACUGGAGGAGGCUCUCCGCGAGGCUCACGGUUACAUUUCCGAGGUUCAGGAUAUUCUGGGCUGGUUGGGCGAUGUUGAUGCUGUGAUUGGUGCCAGCAAACCAGUUGGUGGUCUUCCGGAAACUGCCACCGAGCAGUUGGAACGCUUCAUGGAGGUGUACAACGAGCUGGAUGAGAACAGGCCCAAGGUGGAGACGAUUCAGGCCCAGGGACAGGAGUACAUCAAGCGACAGAACCAGAUGAAGGUUUCCUCCAGCAACCUGCAGCAUACUCUUCGUACUCUGAAGCAACGCUGGGAUGCUGUUGUAUCCCGUGCCUCCGACAAGAAGAUCAAGCUGGAGAUUGCACUCAAGGAGGCCACCGAGUUCCAUGACACCCUGCAGGCCUUCGUGGAGUGGCUUACUCAGGCCGAGAAGCUGCUCUCGAAUGCUGAACCCGUCUCUCGAGUUCUGGAAACCAUUCAAGCCCAGAUGGAGGAGCACAAGGUGCUGCAGAAGGAUGUGAGCACCCAUCGCGAAGCCAUGCUGCUGCUGGACAAGAAGGGAACACACCUCAAGUACUUCAGCCAGAAGCAGGAUGUGAUCCUGAUCAAGAAUCUGCUCGUUUCCGUGCAACAUCGCUGGGAACGAGUGGUUAGCAAGGCAGCGGAACGCACACGUGCUCUGGACCAUGGCUACAAAGAGGCCAGGGAAUUCAACGAUGCCUGGAGCGGCAUGAUGCAGUAUCUGCAGGAGACCGAACAGGUGCUCGACCAGAUCAUCGAGGAGGCCACCGCCUCCAAGGAGCCGCAGAAGAUCAAGAAGUACAUUGGCAAGCUGAAGGAGACGCAUCGCCAGCUGGGCGCCAAGCAGUCGGUUUACGACGGCACCAUGCGCACUGGAAAGAAUCUGCUGGAGCGGGCGCCCAAGGGCGAUCGCCCAGUGCUGGACAAGAUGCUGCUGGAGCUCAAAGAGCAAUGGACUCGUGUCUGGUCGAAGAGCAUCGAUCGCCAGCGCAAGCUGGAGGAGGCUCUCCUCCUCUCUGGACAAUUCAGCGAUGCUUUGGGUGAGCUGCUCGACUGGCUGAAGAAGGCCAAGAGUCGCUUGAACGAGAACGGACCCGUCCACGGAGAUCUGGAGACGGUCCAGGGUCUCUGCGAGCACCACAAGCACAUCGAACAGGAUCUGCAGAAGCGCGCCGCUCAAAUGCAAGGUGUUCUCAAGACGGGACGCGAUUUGGAACGAUCGGGCAACAAUCCCGAAGUUGGUCGCCAACUCGACGAGAUGCAGUCCAUUUGGGAGGAGGUCAAGAGCGCCGUGGCCAAGCGAGGCGAACGCCUGCAGGUGGCCCUCGUGGAUGCCGAGAAGCUGAAUGCCCGUGUCCAAGCUCUCUUCGAUUGGUUGGAUCAUGCCGAGCACAAGCUGCGAUAUGCCAAGAAUGCCCCCGAUGAUGAGAAGGUCUCCCGCGAGAUGAUGGACAUCCACAUGGAGUUCAUGAAGGAUCUGCGCUUGCGCGAACGCGAGAAGAGCGAUACCUUCGAGUACGCUGAGGACAUCAUUAGCAAGGCCUAUCCCGAUGCCAUUCCGAUCAUCAAGAACUGGCUGUCGAUCAUUCAGCAGCGCUGGGAGGAGGUUCGCCAAUGGGCCAUCAACCGCGAGUCGAAGCUGGAGCAGCACCUGCAGUCGCUCAAGGAUCUGGACGACAACAUUGAGGAGCUGCUGGCUUGGCUCAGCGGACUUGAGGGAACGCUGUUGAACUUGAAGCACGAGCAACUGCCAGAUGAGAUUCCACCCGUGGAGAAGUUGAUCGAGGACCACAAGGAGUUCAUGGAGAACACGGCUCGCCGUCAGAACGAAGUGGACCGUGCCUGCAAACCAAGACAACUGCCUCCAGGAGCUCGAAAGCCAUCUCGCAGCGGCAAGACGCCAGUUCGUGGCUCAAGUCACGAUCUGCGUGAGCAGUCACCCGACGGCACCCUGAGGCGUCAAAGCUUCAAGGGAUCUCGUGACCAAGGACUCAAUGCCCGCAAGGGAAGUCGUAUCACGCCCACUCGUGACACGCCCGACAGAGAUCGCCUGCCGCACUACGGCCCAAGAUUCUCGCCAAGCACUUCGGGUCCGGAGUUGGAAUUCCGUUCGCCACGCGCCAAGCUUCUGUGGACCAAGUGGCGCGAUGUCUGGAUGCUCUCAUGGGAGCGCCAGCGUCUGCUCAACGAUCAUCUUCUGUAUCUGAAGGAUGUGGAGCGUGCCCGCAACUUCAGCUGGGACGAUUGGCGCAAGCGUUUCCUGAAGUACAUGAACCACAAGAAGUCGCGCUUGACGGAUCUGUUCCGCAAAAUGGACAAGGACAACAAUGGCAUGAUUCCACGCGAUGUCUUCAUCGAUGGUAUACUCAACACGAAAUUCGACACAUCUGGCUUGGAAAUGAAGGCUGUGGCCGAUCUGUUUGAUCGCAAUGGCGAGGGUCUAAUUGACUGGCAAGAAUUCAUUGCUGCCCUGCGUCCAGAUUGGCAAGAACGUAAACCAGCCACUGAUUCUGACAAAAUUCACGACGAAGUCAAACGAUUGGUCAUGCUGUGUACCUGCCGACAGAAGUUCCGAGUGUUCCAAGUUGGCGAGGGCAAAUACAGAUUUGGAGACUCCCAGAAACUGCGCCUGGUUCGCAUCCUUCGCAGUACUGUAAUGGUUCGCGUUGGCGGCGGUUGGGUUGCCCUGGAUGAAUUCCUGCAGAAGAACGAUCCUUGCCGCGCCAAGGGACGCACUAACAUUGAGCUACGCGAGCAAUUCAUAUUGGCCGAUGGCGUAUCGCAGAGCAUGGCCGCAUUCACGCCCAGACGUUCCACGCCCAAUGCGGCCGCCACUGCCUCCUCCUCACCCAAUGCCCAGAAUGGCGGCAGCUCCAACUUGCCGCCAUACAUGAGUGGACAGGGUCCCAUCAUCAAGGUUCGAGAGCGUUCGGUUCGCUCCAUUCCCAUGUCGCGACCAUCGCGCUCCUCACUCUCGGCCAGCACUCCCGACUCCCUGAGCGACAACGAGGGCAGCCACGGUGGUCCUUCGGGCCGGUACACGCCCCGCAAGGUCACCUACACGAGCACGCGCACGGGUCUCACGCCAGGAGGCUCCCGCGCCGGCUCCAAGCCCAACUCGCGCCCGCUCAGCAGACAGGGAUCGAAGCCCCCGUCGCGACAUGGCUCCACCCUGUCGCUGGAUAGCACGGACGAUCACACGCCCUCUCGCAUUCCGCAACGCAAACCCUCGACGGCGAGCACCGCCAGCGGCACCACGCCGCGUCCGGCGCGACUUUCGGUGACCAGCACCACGACACCGGGAAGCCGUCUCAACGGCACCAGCACCAUCACCCGCAAGACCGCCUCCGGAUCAGCCAGUCCGGCUCCCACAAGCCGGCCAUCACGGAUACCGAUUAAGAUACCCUCAUUCGAUUCCAAGUCAACAUCGCCCAGCUCGACUACGAAUCCAACCAGCUUGGGGCGGAACAUCAGCGGUAGCUCCACGCCAUCCGGAAUGCAGACGCCGCGCAAGAGUUCAGCGGAGCCAACUUUCAGCUCCACAAUGCGACGCACUUCCCGAGGAACCACGCCCACGGAGAAGCGCGAACCGUUCCGGCUAUAGAAACGCCCACUUCUAGAUGAGAUGAGGAUGACAAUAGAGAAGCAAAAGAAUGCCAAUAUCAAAACUACAUACACACAACUUUACGUACUAACUACGCACUGAAGUUCUAAACUAAAACCCAAACCAACCUCCCCCGAAAUUAAUCGAGACUACAUUAGUAAUGAAUGUAGCAGGAACAGCACACAGUUCGAAAGAGACUAACUUUAAAGUGCCCUAAAGAAGUUGAAGGAUGAGCGAAACAAUUUAUAGAUGUUUAUACUAUAUAUAUAUUUUGUAAAAGACACACACACACGCAGUUAAGUUGAGCAGGAAUGCAGACAUAUAGCUAGCACACAAAGUUGAUCAGACAAGCAACCUACUUACGAGUACUACUAAAACUAAUACUACCUUUUGCUACUACUAAUUUGUAAUGCCCACUACCCCUAUUCACUAGUUAUACACGUUUCCAAAAUUAUGAUUUGUAUAUACUUAUAAAGCGUAAAUUAAUGAAAAAUACACUCCAAGUGCUCUAAGGCAAUUAAACAAACAAACAAAAAAAAAAAACAAAAACUAAGAAGAAAAAAAUAUCGAAAAAAACGUAUAGAAAAAAUAAAACAUUCGAAUGAAAUGUCGUCGCCUUUGCUGCAAUCCAACUUGAGUCUACGGGCUCCAUUGGAAUCGCCAGUCCAAUGGAUCUUUUGACCAAGAAGGGGGUGUGGCAGAGGCGGAACGGCCAAAAAAAUAACUAAACCCGUUAAAGAGAUAAAAUUUGAUUUUGUUCUGUUAUUAAACUAAUAGGAAAGUGAAAAUUGUAAGCCGCGUAAAGAAAAUAUUUAAUUAUAUACUAAAAGUCAUUACUAUAAGUUUAAUUAAUAUUUAACUGUUAAGCGACAAAAACCACACACACACACAGAUUUUGUAUUGCAUAAUUAUUUUGUUUUUUAUAUGCAAUAUCAGCGAAUGAAUUACGAUGCAGAAGGGCGAAUGAAAAGGAACCCGUUUAUAUAAAUAUUGUAAAAUACUAAUACUAAAUUAUUUUGUUGUACGAAACGAAAGAAAUGCAUUAAAACACGUUUUUUGUAAUUCUAUUAAAUUAAAACAAUUUAAAUGCGAAAUAAACAUUUACAAAAAAUAACAACAUA